AUGCAAUCAGAUUUAAACUCACACAAUUCAAAGUACAACAACAUCAGUAAUAUAGUUGGUGAACUUGCUCAUUCGUUUCAACAAAUCACCAGCAGAUCAUCAGUCGGAAUAACCAUUUAUAAACAAGUUACCGGUGAAUUAAAUUAUAACUAUCGUAGUGAAGUACUUCUUACUGUACAGUCAGCCAGAGAAAAUGAUGGUGGUAUUUAUGAAUGUAGAGUAUAUGAAGCAGCAAAUUAUGGGCAAGAAAAAAUCAUAGACAGGGCAUUUUUAGAUAUUAUCAUACGUAAAAAAUAUCCUUACAAUUCAUUUGAACAAAUCGAAUUAAAUACGAAGCUUAGAAAACUUUUAUCAAUAUUUUGGAAAUUAAAUCCUUCUCAGAAAAAUCAUGAUAAUUUACACGAUCAACAUGCACAAAAUGAUGUGGCAUCCAGAGUUCGAGCAAAAUACGGAACACAGAAUAUAAGUCAAGAGAAAGAUCAUGAACUUAAAUCAAUGGAUAUUAUCAAUAAACAUUUCUCCAAAGAAAAUGAAGUGAAAUUCAACUUAUUGGCAACACAAAAUCCUCGUAUGAGAGCUCGGACUGUGAAAAAUUCCAACUCAUACUUAUGUGUUUCACAGAUAUUUUUGUAUUUUUCAAUAAUUUUGCAAAUAAUUUUGGCGGUUAAAUAAAUUAUUUUUAAAAAUUAGUUAUAUCAAAUUAAAUAAAAUAAACUACAAAAAAAUAAAUAUAAACACCCUUUUCAAAGUUUUUAUCCAAUGAAUCAUGCUUUUAUAAACAAAGCAAUUAAGAUAAUAAAACACAUAAAAGAACAGCACCUUCUAAUAUGUAUUUGUAUUCAAAAUAUUAUGUACAUAAAUAAGAACAAAACUCUAAAAAUAAAAUAUACCUUUCAUUAUAUUGUCUCACCAGUUUCGUUUCAUGUCACCGUUAUUUGUUUGCUUGAUUUCAACUUCCUUACAUAAUCAUAAAAAUAAACAAUUAAAAUCAUAAUGAAUUUCUUUCCAAGGAAUUAUUCAAUUGUCCACAUACAGAUUUAUUUAAGAUAUAAUUAAUAAAAGAAAUUAUUUUCUUUACCAGAUCAUUAAGUGAAAUACUAACUUGUCACAAUUUUAUGCUCUAGUUUGUUUGUUUUUUUUUGUGGCUAAACAAGUGAACAUAUUUGUCUAU
Schistosoma spindalis is the source of this 1171-nucleotide messenger RNA. NCBI's taxonomy places the organism in Eukaryota, Metazoa, Platyhelminthes, Trematoda, Strigeidida, Schistosomatidae. The record is from the annotation of a GenBank genome assembly.